AUGGCGAGCAGCGCGCGGCGCGGCGCCGCCUACACCAUCGACAGCAUCCUGGGACGCCGCCACUCGCCCGGUACGCCGAUGAAGAGCGAAGGGGUUCACUCCGACUCCGAACACGAAGUGGAGCCCGAGCACGAGCACGAGCCGAGCGCCGAGCCCGAGCGCGCUGAGCACGACGCACUGGACGCCAUGGACGCGGGCCGGCCGCGCAAGGUGCGCCGCAGCCGCACCACGUUCACCACGUACCAGCUGCACGAGCUGGAGCGCGCCUUCGACAAGACGCAGUACCCCGACGUGUUCACGCGCGAGGAGUUGGCCAUGCGGCUGGACCUCAGCGAGGCCCGAGUGCAGGUGUGGUUCCAGAACCGGCGCGCCAAGUGGCGCAAGCGGGAGAAGGCGCUGGGCCGCGAGCACGCGCCCUUCCUGCACCACGAGCACGGUGUGGGCGAGUGGCCGCCCGGCGUGGGCGUGGGCGUGGGCGCGGGCGAGUGGUGGCUGGGCCUGGGCGCGCCGCUGUGGCACGAGGCGCAGCCGGCGGCCGCCUUCCGCGCGUUGCUGCACAGGUACGUGCUGGCGCUGCCGCCGGGCGCGCCGUCGCCCGCCGCGCGCUCGCCGUCGCCGCCGCGCCGCUCGCCGCGCCGCUCGCCGCCGCGCGCCGCGCCGCCGCCGCCGCACGCCGAGUCGCUGCGCCUGCUGCACGACCGCUACAGUCGCGUGCACACGUAG
Pararge aegeria (speckled wood butterfly) is the source of this 723-nucleotide messenger RNA. RefSeq names its product retinal homeobox protein Rx2-like. Gene Ontology annotation, biological process: regulation of transcription by RNA polymerase II. NCBI's taxonomy places the organism in Eukaryota, Metazoa, Arthropoda, Insecta, Lepidoptera, Nymphalidae. The record is from RefSeq and is a predicted model, not a curated record. Bases 1 to 723 code for a protein of 240 amino acids. The transcript has 6 exons. Gene Ontology annotation, molecular function: RNA polymerase II transcription regulatory region sequence-specific DNA binding; DNA-binding transcription factor activity, RNA polymerase II-specific.